Messenger RNA from Priceomyces carsonii, 6855 nucleotides. RefSeq names its product acetyl-CoA carboxylase (gene ACC1). Gene Ontology annotation, molecular function: ATP binding; acetyl-CoA carboxylase activity; metal ion binding. Gene Ontology annotation, cellular component: mitochondrion. The coding region runs from base 1 to 6855 and encodes 2284 amino acids. Gene Ontology annotation, biological process: fatty acid biosynthetic process. The transcript has a single exon. The record is from RefSeq and is a predicted model, not a curated record. NCBI's taxonomy places the organism in Eukaryota, Fungi, Ascomycota, Pichiomycetes, Serinales, Debaryomycetaceae.
AUGCUUGCUAGGUGCACCGCAAUUAAAGGAAGCCCUACUAACGCAACAUUUAGAUUGAAAAACCAAAGUUUGAGCCUUAUUGUACAUAAUACUGGAUAUUUUCGAUCAAUAGUAACUGCUUCAAGAAGAACAUUCCACCUGUCGUAUUUUAGCUAUAAAAGUGGCAUCUUUACGAAACUAAAGAAUCGAUUACAAAAGCGCAUUAUGAGUUCCGAAGCUAAUGACUAUAUCCACUUGCAUCGCCAGUUACCUGAGCAUUUCAAGGGCUCUAAUUCAAUCAAUAACGCUGAGCAAGGAAAGGUGACAGAUUUUGUCAAGUCUCAUCAGGGUCAUACUGUGAUUUCCAAAGUCUUAAUUGCUAAUAACGGUAUUGCUGCUGUGAAAGAGAUAAGAUCAGUCAGAAAAUGGGCUUACGAAACGUUUGCAGAUGAAAGAGCCAUACAGUUCACCGUUAUGGCAACGCCUGAAGAUAUGGAAGCAAAUGCAGAAUAUAUUAGAAUGGCUGACCAAUUUGUAGAGGUUCCAGGAGGUACGAAUAAUAAUAACUACGCAAACGUAGAAUUAAUUGUCGAGAUCGCAGAACGUACCAACGUUGAUGCUGUUUGGGCAGGUUGGGGACAUGCAUCCGAAAAUCCAAUACUACCUGAAAUGCUAGCAGCAUCACCCAAAAAAAUCGUCUUUAUAGGUCCUCCAGGCUCUGCGAUGCGCUCUCUAGGUGACAAGAUAUCAUCUACUAUUGUCGCGCAGCACGCUGAUGUUCCAUGUAUUCCAUGGUCAGGUACUGGUGUGAGAGAAGUAUUUGUCGACGAGAAAACCAAUCUCGUAUCAGUUAAAGAAGAGGUAUAUGAAAAAGGUUGCUGUCGUUCACCUGAAGAUGGGCUAGAGAAAGCUAAAAAGAUUGGAUUUCCAGUCAUGAUCAAGGCUUCCGAAGGUGGAGGUGGUAAAGGUAUUAGGAAAGUUGAAUCCGAACACGAAUUUAUCGCCUUAUACAAACAAGCAGCAAAUGAAAUACCGGGUUCUCCUAUUUUUGUAAUGAAGUUGGCCGGUGAUGCAAGACAUUUGGAGGUCCAGCUUUUGGCCGAUCAAUAUGGUACUAAUAUUUCUCUCUUUGGUAGAGAUUGUUCAGUUCAAAGACGUCAUCAGAAGAUUAUAGAAGAGGCACCUGUGACUAUUGCAAAGAAGGAUACUUUCCAUGCAAUGGAAAAUGCUGCAAUCAGGCUUGGUAAAUUGGUGGGUUAUGUAUCAGCUGGUACCGUAGAGUAUCUUUAUUCGCAUUCUGAAGAUAAAUUCUACUUUUUGGAGUUAAACCCACGUUUACAAGUAGAACAUCCAACUACAGAAAUGGUAACCGGCGUUAACUUACCUGCCGCUCAAUUACAGAUUGCAAUGGGUAUUCCAAUGCAUAGAAUCAGGGAUAUAAGAAGCUUAUAUGGUGUUGAUCCUCAUACCUCCACCGUCAUUGAUUUUGAAUUUAAGUCAGAAAAGUCAUUAAGUACUCAAAGAAGACCAGUACCUAAAGGUCAUACAACGGCUUGUCGUAUUACUUCAGAAGAUCCUGGUGAAGGUUUCAAACCAUCUGGAGGUACUAUUCACGAGUUGAAUUUCAGGUCAUCAUCUAACGUUUGGGGUUAUUUUUCUGUGGCCAAUCAAUCAUCCAUUCACUCGUUCUCUGAUUCACAGUUUGGACAUAUUUUUGCUUUUGGUGAAAAUAGACAAGCAUCCAGAAAGCAUAUGGUUGUUGCAUUAAAGGAAUUAUCUAUCAGAGGUGAUUUUAGAACAACUGUUGAAUAUUUAAUUAAGUUAUUAGAGACUCCUGACUUCGAAGAUAAUACUAUUACAACUGGUUGGUUGGAUGAAUUGAUCACCAAAAAACUCACUGCCGAGAGGCCUGAUCCUAUUAUCGCAGUUGUUUGUGGUGCAGUCGCAAAAGCUUACAUUCAAUCAGAAGAAGACAAGAACGAAUAUAUACAGUCCUUAGAAAAAGGUCAAGUUCCUAAUAAAGAACUAUUAAAGACAAUAUUUCCUAUCGAGUUUAUUUAUGAAGGACAAAGAUAUAAGUUUACAGCUACUAAAUCGUCUAACGACUCUUAUACAUUGUUUUUGAAUGGAUCGAGAUGUGUGAUUGGUGCUAGACCCUUAUCCGAUGGAGGAUUGUUAUGUGCCAUAGAUGGAAGAUCUCAUUCUAUUUACUGGAAGGAAGAGGCUUCAGCCACGAGAAUAUCAGUAGAUGGAAAAACAUGCUUAUUGGAAGCAGAGAAUGAUCCUACGCAAUUACGUACGCCUUCUCCUGGAAAACUUACCAAGUAUUUAGUUGAUAGCGGGGAACACGUUGUAUCUGGACAAGCUUAUGCUGAGGUUGAAGUAAUGAAAAUGUGUAUGCCUUUGAUUGCUAAAGAAAAUGGAGUUGUUCAGCUUAUUAAGCAACCGGGCUCGACGGUUAACGCUGGUGACAUCUUGGCAAUUUUGUCUUUAGAUGAUCCAGCAAAGGUGAAGCUAGCCAGGCCUUUUGAAGGGACUUUGCCUGAUUUGGGAGAUGCUAUGAUUCAAGGAACUAAGACUGUCCACAAGUUUGAAAAAUGCUCAACAAUCUUGACAAAUAUUUUAGCUGGAUUUGACAAUCAAGUCAUUAUGAAUCCUACUUUAAAGAGCUUGAUUGAAGUUCUUAAAGAUAAGGACUUGCCAUACUCAGCAUGGAAUCAACAAGUGUCGGCCUUGCAUGCAAGGCUACCAGCAAAGCUAGAUGAAGCGUUGUCUUUGUUAAUUGAAAGAACAAGGUCAAGAAAUGCAGACUUUCCUUCUCGCCAGUUACUGAAGCAAAUCCAAAAAGCUAUUGAGGAUCCCUCGAGUGACCCUCUCCUCUGUAAUAUUGUUGCACCCUUACUUGAUAUCACAUCAAAGUAUGCGGAUGGCUUAGAAGAGCACGAAUUCAACUUCUUUGCAGGCUUAUUAAAUGAAUAUUACAAUGUUGAGCUGUUGUUUUCUGGUUCUAACGUCAGAGAUGAAGAUAUUAUAUUGAGACUUAGGGACGACAAUAAAUCUGAUUUGAAGAAAGUAGUUGAUGUUGCAUUAUCUCACGCCAAAGUUGGUAGCAAAAAUAACCUCAUUCUUGCUAUAUUAGACCAAUACCAACCUAUUUUGCAAGAUUCUUCUAGUAUUGCCCCAAGCAUCAGACUGGCACUAAGAAAUUUAGUCAAAUUGGAAUCAAGAAGUACAGUUAAAGUUGCCUUGAGAGCGAAGGAAAUAUUGAUUCAAUGUUCCUUGCCUUCAAUUAAGGAGAGGUCGGAUCAGAUGGAGCAUAUUUUGCGCUCGUCAGUUCUUGAGACCUCGUAUGGUGAGAUUUAUGCCAAGCACAGGACACCUAAAUUGGAUAUCAUGCAAGAAGUUGUUGAUUCGAAGCAUACUGUUUUUGAUGUCUUAUUACAAUUCUUAGUAAACCAAGAUGAAUGGGUAGCAAUUGCUGCUGCUGAAGUUUACGUAAGGCGUUCCUAUCGUGCUUAUUCGUUGGGUCCAAUUACCUCAAGCUUGCAUGAUAGGCUCCCAAUUGUUGAAUGGUUAUUCCAGUUACCGAACUUCAGCUCAUCCUCUUUUAGUGCGGUUCCGAGGAUAAAAUCUCAAAAUCACGACUCAAUAAAUAGGGCCGCAUCAGUAUCUGACUUAUCUUUUGUCAUGGAGACGACAGACCAGAUCGAAAGAAAAGGUGUUAUUGCUCCUUGCAGACACUUAGAUGAUCUUGAUGAGAUGCUUGAUGCUGCAUUGGAUAAGUUGCAACCGUUGGAUGCUGUUUCAUUUUCUGCAAGCGAAACUUUUCCAGAUCCUGUGAAUGUUGUGAAUAUAGUCGUGACGAAUAUAGAUGGCUAUAUUUGUGAAGAUGAAGUUUUGGGUAAAAUCAACGAAGUCAUUUCUGAGUUCAAAGAUGACUUGAAAAACGCAUCAGUUCGUCGUAUUACUUUUGUAAUUGCACACAAAAUUGGUGUCUAUCCAAAAUACUACACGUUCACUGCCCCUAAUUAUAAUGAAAACAAGGUUAUCCGUCACAUUGAACCUGCUCUCGCUUUCCAACUUGAGCUCGGAAGGCUUGAGAACUUUGAUAUAAAGCCAAUUUUUACUGAUAACCGUAACAUACAUGUAUACGAAGCAGUUGGGAAGAAUGCCCCCUCUGAUAAAAGAUUUUUCACAAGAGGUAUUAUCAGAACUGGAGUCAUUCGUGAUGAUAUCAGUAUUAGUGAGUAUUUGAUUGCUGAAUCAAAUCAUUUAAUGUCAGAUAUUUUGGACACUUUAGAAGUUAUUGACACUUCUAAUUCUGAUUUGAAUCAUAUAUUUAUCAACUUUUCAAAUGUGUUUAAUGUUUUGCCUGAAGAGGUUGAGGCGGCCUUUGGUUCAUUUUUAGAGAGAUUUGGUAGAAGAUUAUGGAGAUUGAGAGUAACGGGUGCUGAAAUUCGUAUAACAUGUAUUGACCCAAGCACCGGUAAAUCGUUCCCCUUACGUGCCAUCAUUAACAAUGUUUCUGGUUAUGUCGUUAAGUCCGAUUUAUAUAUGGAAAUGAAAAACGCUAAGGGAGAAUGGAUCUUCAAAUCUAUGGGACAUCCUGGUCCUAUGCAUUUAAGGCCCAUUUCCACGCCUUAUCCAGCCAAGGAAUCUUUGCAGCCCAAGCGUUAUAAAGCUCAUAAUAUGGGUACGACCUAUGUGUACGACUUCCCAGAGCUUUUCCGUCAGGCCACAAUUGUUCAAUGGAAGAAACACUCGAGCUCGGCGAAGAUACCGAAAAAUGUCUUCACAUCGUUAGAAUUAAUUUCUGAUGAAAAUGGGGAAUUGACAGCUGUUGAAAGAGAACCUGGCUGUAAUAAAAUUGGAAUGGUUGGAUUUAAGGCUACAGCAAAGACACCUGAAUAUCCGAAGGGCCGUCAAUUUAUAAUUGUUGCAAAUGACAUUACACAUAAAAUUGGUUCGUUUGGUCCUGAUGAAGACGAGUUCUUCAAUAAGUGUACUCAACUUGCAAGAAAACUUGGAAUUCCCAGAAUUUAUCUCUCUGCAAACUCCGGUGCUAGGCUCGGUAUUGCUGAGGAACUUGUCCCGCUCUUUAAAGUAGCAUGGAAUGAAGAUGGUUCGCCUGAUCAAGGUUUUAAAUAUUUGUAUUUGUCUCCCCAAGAUAUUAAUAUUCUUGAUGAAGCUGGUAACUCGAAUGCUGUUGUCACAGAGAAGGUGUUUGAAGAUGGGGAAGAGCGAUAUGUCAUUAAAUCAAUUGUCGGUAAGGAAGAUGGACUUGGAGUUGAAUGUCUCAGAGGCUCUGGUUUAAUUGCUGGUAGUACUUCGAAAGCUUACAAGGAUAUUUUCACCAUUACACUUGUGACGUGCAGAUCUGUGGGUAUUGGUGCCUACUUAGUCAGGUUAGGUCAGAGAGCUAUUCAAAUUGAAGGUCAGCCAAUUAUUUUGACAGGUGCACCUGCUAUUAAUAAACUUCUUGGCAGAGAAGUCUAUUCGUCGAACUUACAAUUAGGUGGAACCCAGAUCAUGUACAGAAAUGGUGUAUCUCAUUUGACUGCUACAGAUGAUUUAGCUGGUGUCGAGAAGAUAAUGGAUUGGAUGUCUUAUGUUCCUGCUAGUCGUGGUAUUCCUGUUCCAAUUUUAGAAGGUGAUGAUUCUUGGGAUAGAGACGUUGAAUAUUAUCCACCAAAGAGUGAACCCUAUGACGUUCGCUGGAUGAUUGAAGGUCGUGAAACAGGAAAUGAUUUCGAAGCGGGCCUUUUCGAUAGAGGAUCGUUCCAAGAAACAUUGUCUGGAUGGGCAAAGGGUGUCGUAGUAGGAAGAGCUCGUUUAGGAGGAAUUCCACUUGGGGUCAUAGGAGUUGACAUAAGACCAGUAGACAAUACAUUCCCUGCAGAUCCUGCCAAUCCAGACUCGACAGAAAUGAAGGUUCAAGAAGCUGGUCAGGUUUGGUAUCCAAAUUCCGCAUUCAAGACAGCGCAGGCAAUAAAUGACUUUAAUAAUGGUGAGCAGUUACCUUUGAUGAUUUUAGCGAACUGGCGUGGAUUUUCAGGGGGACAGCGUGAUAUGUACAAUGAGAUCUUGAAAUAUGGUUCAUUCAUCGUUGACGCUUUGGUGGAUUACAAGCAGCCCAUUUUCACUUAUAUUCCUCCUUUCGGAGAGCUUAGAGGUGGGUCUUGGGUCGUAGUUGAUCCUAGUAUCAAUGCAGAUAUGAUGGAGAUGUACGCCGAUACGGAUGCAAGAGGAGGUGUUUUAGAGCCAGAUGGAAUGGUCGGUAUCAAAUACAGACGUGAUAAAUUGCUAACCACAAUGGAGAGGCUCGAUCCUGAAUAUGCCGAUCUCAAAAGUAAGUUGGCCACUACAUCUGGUGAUGACCAUUCUCAUAUUUCUGCUAAAUUAGUAGCCAGAGAACAAGCUUUGUAUCCUAUAUACUCCCAAAUCUCUGUUCAGUUUGCUGAUUUGCAUGACAGAACAGGUCGUAUGCUCGCAAAGGGCGUAAUUAAAAAGGAGAUUCCAUGGGAAACUGCCAGACGCUUUUUCUUCUGGCGUUUACGUCGCCGUUUGAACGAAGAAUAUGUUUUGAAGCUUAUUGGAGAGCAGUUACCUUCUUCAACAAAAUUGGAAAAAGUUGCUAGGUUAAAGAGCUGGAUGCCUACUGUUGAUUACGAUGACGAUAGAGCAGUUUGCUCAUGGAUAGAAGAGCAUCAUGAUUUAUUACUGAGGAGAGUCGAGGAAUUAUCAAAUGAAGCAAAACGUUCCAAUAUGUUGCAAUUAUUGAAUGAAGAUUCAUUGACCUCAAUGUCCACUAUUAAGGAAUUUUUGUCAACUCUUACUGAUGAAGAAAGAGCCGAGUAUUUAAAAUCUUUGAAGUGA